Ictalurus furcatus (blue catfish) is the source of this 1331-nucleotide messenger RNA. RefSeq names its product forkhead box L2a (gene foxl2a). NCBI's taxonomy places the organism in Eukaryota, Metazoa, Chordata, Actinopteri, Siluriformes, Ictaluridae. The record is from RefSeq and is a predicted model, not a curated record. Gene Ontology annotation, molecular function: RNA polymerase II cis-regulatory region sequence-specific DNA binding; DNA-binding transcription factor activity, RNA polymerase II-specific. The coding region runs from base 229 to 1122 and encodes 297 amino acids. Gene Ontology annotation, biological process: regulation of transcription by RNA polymerase II; anatomical structure morphogenesis; cell differentiation. The transcript has a single exon.
AGGGGGCCGGGUUUACACGAAAAUCAAGCCGCGUUUUGCCCUCCUUCUCCUGGAUGAUCUGUUUCAGAAGAAGCAUGCGGCUGUAAAACAUUUUAACUCUGACACAAAGACGGUUACUGUGAUUUCCGGUCACCUCUGAGGCACUGGGUGUGUGGAUCCAUUAAUAUUUGCUCACAGGAUUAAUUAUAAACAUUUGCUGGAUUUAUUGUUUAUUUGGGUUUGUGUGAGAUGAUGGCCGCGUACCUGGGCCUGGAGGAGAACACCACGGGCCUGAUGGACACAGACAGCAAGACAGAAAAAGAACAAACUAAGGACGUGGCAGUGAAAAGUGCAGAAAAGACAGACACCACUCAGAAGCCGCCGUACUCUUACGUGGCGCUGAUUGCCAUGGCUAUUCGCGACAGCUCGGAGAAGAGACUGACACUUUCAGGUAUUUACCAGUACAUCAUCAGUAAAUUUCCUUUCUACGAGAAGAAUAAGAAAGGCUGGCAGAACAGCAUCCGACACAACCUGUCACUGAACGAGUGCUUCAUCAAGGUUCCCCGGGAGGGCGGUGGCGAGAGGAAAGGUAACUACUGGACCCUGGACCCUGCGUGUGAGGACAUGUUUGAAAAGGGAAACUACCGACGACGGCGACGCAUGAAGAGGCCGUUCAGACCUCCACCGGCACACUUCCAACCCGGUAAAUCUCUUUUUGGUGGGGACGGUUAUGGAUACCUCGCCCCGCCGAAAUAUUUACAGCCUGGGUUCAUGAACAACUCAUGGUCUCUGGCGCAGCCUCCCGCGCCCAUGCCGUACACGUCGUGCCAGAUGGCGAGCGGGAACGUGAGUCCGGUGAACGUCAAAGGCUUGUCCGCGCACUCCUCGUACAACCCUUACUCUCGCAUGCAGACAAUGACACUGCCGGCCAUAGUCAAUUCCUACAAUGGCAUGAGUCACCAUCACACACACCAGCACCACCAGCAGCUCAGUCCGGCUGCGUCUCCUCCAGUUUCGACUGGAAACGGCACCGGGCUUCAGUUCGCGUGCUCGCGGCAGCCCACAGAGCUACCCAUGAUGCACUGCCCUUAUUGGGAGCACGAGGGAAAACACUCCGCGCUCCACACCCGGAUCGAUAUAUAGCUCUGUCUAUACCCACUACCCGAGACUUGUGGUCAUAAAGAUGUUUUAUAUCUGUCAAGAGCUAAAGAGUGAAAUAUCGGGAUGUGGGUGCAAGUACAAAUAAAACUGACGUGGAACCAAACGCGGGAAGGGAAUGACUCCGGUGGGACGAGGUUUGGAUGCUGUGCUUUCUUAUCUCUGCUGCAAAAUGGAAAUUUGCAUCAAAUGGU